This is a messenger RNA of Cannabis sativa, 2159 nucleotides long. Its product is annotated as glucan endo-1,3-beta-glucosidase 12. The coding region runs from base 493 to 1788 and encodes 431 amino acids. NCBI's taxonomy places the organism in Eukaryota, Viridiplantae, Streptophyta, Magnoliopsida, Rosales, Cannabaceae. Gene Ontology annotation, biological process: carbohydrate metabolic process. The record is from RefSeq and is a predicted model, not a curated record. The transcript is spliced from 2 exons. Gene Ontology annotation, molecular function: hydrolase activity, hydrolyzing O-glycosyl compounds.
GGUGGGGGUCUCACAUUUCCCAGGCUACCCUUUUAAUCUUCUGCCACGUGUCUCAAUACUCAGCUGAAAGGACAAAUGGCCUCCUUGUAAAUUGGGACACUAGGAAACGUUAAACCAAAACCCUUGCUCAAUUUCUUUUCUUUUUUAUUUUUCACUUUUCUGAACAAACAAAAUGUUUGGCUUUUGUAACCGUUGUACUCUUGAAGAGCUAAAAUUAAAAUCUUUUUCUUUUCUUGUUACAGUAUAACAAAAAAGGAAGAUUUUUCACUACGAUUUACAAGUGGUAAAAAGAAAGAGAACGUUGUAGAGUAUCAACAACUUGCUUUGCUUUGUCCUCUUAACUCCUUUUCUUUGCUUCAGUAUCUCACUCUGUAAGUAAAGCACAUAUUAUAGCAUUCUGUGUAUUUUAAGCAUUUGAAGCUCACUAUAUUUAGCUUUCUGGGUCAUCUUUUCUUUUCAGGUCCUGGGUCAGUAUUGUAACACUUAGCAAAAAUGUUGAAGAUGGUCUUGCUGAUCUUUCCCAUUUUAUAUUUCUGUUUCUUGGGUCUUACAUGUGCUGGUCAAGAAUCUGUUCAACUCCUUAACCUUUACAUUUCAACUCCAGAAGCGCCAAAAACGGUGUCUUCUCACCCUAGUUUACCUAUUGCUGCUUCUGUAAGUAGUGGAGACCUUCAUGGGGUUUCAAGCAGUGUUUUAAUGGCAGAGAGUUGGCUUAGGGAUCAUGUUCUGGCUUACUACCCUGCCAACCGGUUCACCACCAUAGUUGUUGGCAGUACUAUUAUGUGCCAAAAAGGUCAAGAGCAUAAGCUUUCUCUUUUACUACCAUCUCUAAAGAACAUUCACCAUUCCCUUACAAGGUGGGGUUUGGAGAAAGAUAUCAAAGUCUCAGCUGUAUUUUCAUCUACUUGUUUGGACCCAGAAUCUACCUACUUUAAUGGGGAGUUUGCACAAAGAUUCACCAAACCCCUUCUGGAGUUUCUUCAGAAUACAAACUCAACUUACUCUCUACAUCCACCUUUUCCAAAGUUUGCUCCUUUACCAGCUGAAACAGCUAAUCUGGUCUCAUCUCAUUCCGAAUGCAUGAAAAAGCUUGGACUUUUUGAGCUCAACAAGGUCAAUGUGAUAGUCAAUAACAACCCUACUAAACCCAUGAGUAGAAAGCUCUCAUCUUUGAAUCCAGAUGCACUUGACCCAUUACCAGUCAGACCAAACCCUUUACCGAAAGUUGCAUUUUCAGUUCCUUCUAAUGCGGCCAAACCCCCUCAAUCUUCAGAACCCCAAAUAGCCUCUCCACCCCAGAUGAUGUCUCCUCCACUGGCCCAAAUAGUCUCUCCACCCCACUAUCCUUUCUCUUAUGCACCAGAAAGUUCCCCUGUUUUUGAACCAGCAGCUAGUCCACCAGCUUUUGAAUCAGCUAGUCCACCAUUUGGGUUCACCUUGCCUCCUUGUGAUCCAUCACCAUACCACCCAGGUGCCCCUUCACCCCAUAUAGGGAUGGUCCAUAAGCUUUGGUGCGUGGCUAAGCCCAAUGUCCCUGCUGAUACACUUCAGGCUGCCAUGGAUUAUGCUUGUGGAGAAGGUGGAGCUGAUUGUAAUGAGAUAAUGCCACAAGGAAAUUGUUAUAAUCCCGAUACUGUUGUGGCUCAUGCUUCUUAUGCUUUCAAUAGCUAUUGGCAGAAGCACAAGAGGACUGGUGGGACUUGUAGUUUUGGAGGGACUGCUAUGUUAAUCAACAACGACCCAAGUAAGCUUUUUUUAAUUAUGUUAUCUUCAUUUGGAUUUAGUUAAAUAAUUGUUGUUGGUCGUUAGAAAUAUUUGUUUUAACAUUUGAGUGUAAUUUGGCAGGCUUUCUUCACUGUCGUUUUGUGCUCACUUGAAAGACAAAAGCGCCAUGAAAUGGGAACAGAGGCUUGAAUGAUUAAAAUGCUGAUUCUAAGGUUACUUGGUUCUUUUUGGUUGUAUUAGUUGUAGAAAUUAGAUUGGUAGUUAAUGGAGUAUAUUAUCCUAAACUAGCUAUGAAAUAUUACUCUAUACAUCCAUGUAAUGUAAUACUCAUUUUGGUUUAUUUUAUAUCUAGAGCGAAGUUACUUCAACUGAUAAUAUGCGCUUGUUAUUCCUAUUACUUAUAUAUAUCAUUGUUAAUUUUUUCGGUUGAUAUA